AGACCCGAGCCCACUGGGUGAAGUUGGCGCUGCACUCCCGGGGCUACCCGAGGCUGGCGCUGGCACAGAUUCCCGAGGACGGCUCGCAGGGCAGCCGGGAGCUGCUGCUGGCCCUGUCCUGGCUCCUGGCCCGAGGGCCCCUGCCCGAGCAGCUGCUGGCCCAGACCCAUGUGCAGCUGGGUGACCAGGUGCCUGUGUGUGAGUGUGAGGCCCUGGCCAGUCCUGGCCCGCCUGCACCCCACGUGGAAGUGGAGGGCCCUGUGGAUAUCCGCCAGGUGCAGUGGCUGAUGGGAAAACUGCGGCUCCGGUGGCGACAGCUGAUGUGCAGCCAGCAGGAGCAGUGUGCCCUCCUGAGCAAGAUCCACCUGUCCACUCGCGGCUGCCACAGCGACCAGAGCCUCGGCCAUCUGUCUGUUGCUGAAACAGAGAUGCUCAGGGACCCAGAGGGUGGCCACCAGCUGCUGCGGAGGCUGGAGAGUGAGAACGCACGCUUGGAGGCUGCCCUGCGCUGGCGGUGCCAGGAGCCCGUGUUCUGGCAGUGGAUGAACACAGUCCUGGAGGCCUGUGCCCUGGAGGCCACUGCUCCGGCCUCCCAGACCCCAUAUCUGCCCAGGAUCCCUGAGCGUGGGGCCAGCGAGUUGGAGCAGUUAGCCCGGGAGCUGCAGGCCCUGCUGGAGGAGCUGCGGGAGGCGGUGGAGCCCCGGAGGGCGGCCUGGGCGGCCAGGGGAGGCCAGGCCCAGGGGCCCGAGUGGAACGCCGCACAGCAGGCCUUGCAGGAGGCUGUGAGACAGGAGCUGGCGGCCCUGCAGCUGUCCUGGGAGCAAGACUGGGGCCCGGACCCGCCUCACGGGCCUCACCGGCUGGUGAGAAGCAAGGAUAGGGCACCAGCAGGACGUGGCCUGCAGGCGGCCCAGGUGAUUGGGGUGCUGAGGAGCCGGGAGGCCUUCCUGGAGGCAGCACUGCGCCGGCUACAGGGACAAUGUCAGCAGGAGCUAGUCAGGCUGGUGGGAGCCCUGCCUGGCCUCAUCUGGAUCCCGCCACCAGCACGCUGAUGGCCUGUGGGUGUGCCUGUGUGGGAGUCUGCACCAGCCUGGCCUGGCCCCAGGAACUGCUUCAGGGCGGCUGCAGGGAUGCAGUGCAGAACUCUGGGACAUGCAGUGCCCCGCAGGGACACAGCACAGGGGCUGGGGCUUCCUGACUGACCGGAGGCCAGCCUCGGCCAGUGGGCCCAGGCUGAUCCCCAAGGAGGCUGCGACAGGCCUGGGUUGGUGAGUGUGUUCUGCAUCAUGAAUAAGCUGGGGGCUCCCCUCUGCCUCCCGGGUCUGUCCAUGAUGGGGGCUCUGGGCAGACAGGACAGGCCCGUGGCACAGGAGAAGCACGUGUCCGCAGCACAGGGGAGUGUCCAGGCCUAGAGGGGCAGCCAUGGAGGCCCAGGGCACCCCAGGCCCCACCAGGCCCUAGACCAGGCUGCAAGCAGAGCACAGCCUCUGUCCUAUGUUACCACAGACGUGUGUGUUUGCAUGCAUGUGUAUGCCGUGUGUGUGCAUGUGUGAUGGGAGCCCAGGCUCUGCUGCUUCCCCAGGGCGGUGCCUGGCUGUGGGGGAGGCCACACGAGGACAGAGGGGCCUUGUUCCAGAGGCUGCUUGGCCGGCCCGGCUCAGCUUUGACAAAGAGGCUUCUAUGUGGGGCCGUGUGCGGAUCGGCUGGGCUCGCAGAGCAGCCUGUCCCCACCCCUGCACCCCUACUGGAGGGACACAGCCUCCAGCCUGGCCUCCCUCGCCUGCUCCCCUCUUUUCCCAGGGCCAUUGAGCUCUAACUGGGUGCUGGGCAGACCCCAGGCUGGGGCCACCACAGCCUCCUGCAGCUUAGGACCGAGGCCACUU
Tupaia belangeri chinensis (Chinese tree shrew) is the source of this 1883-nucleotide messenger RNA. It is a transcript of the gene TEDC1, whose product is annotated as tubulin epsilon and delta complex 1. The record is from RefSeq and is a predicted model, not a curated record. Gene Ontology annotation, cellular component: membrane. NCBI's taxonomy places the organism in Eukaryota, Metazoa, Chordata, Mammalia, Scandentia, Tupaiidae. Gene Ontology annotation, biological process: signal transduction.